Molecule: messenger RNA, 1128 nt
Organism: Torulaspora delbrueckii
Lineage: Eukaryota; Fungi; Ascomycota; Saccharomycetes; Saccharomycetales; Saccharomycetaceae
Exons: 1
Coding region: 1-1128 (375 amino acids)
Biological process (GO): sphingosine biosynthetic process
Cellular component (GO): cytoplasm; membrane; intracellular membrane-bounded organelle
Source: RefSeq, a predicted model, not a curated record
AUGAGCUCUACGGAGGAAAUUAAGCUGUUAAAUAUACAUGGCAUAUGCUACUCUGUAAUUUCAGAGCCAAGUGAGUCCAGAUUCCAGCUCGUGAAGACGGCCACUACGACUGAAGAUGAUAGAACAGUGCAAAAUCAACCCAAUUUGAUAGUCAUAGACUCUGUUCACUCGGGAAAAGGCAGAACAGCACAAAAUGAUCUUUAUACCAUCGUUAUGAAGCCUAUCUUUGAGGCAGUGAAUAUUGACCAUAGGCUUAUUAAGACUACGUCACGUGACACCAUCGCAUCGUAUGCUUCAACGCUCGAUAUAAGCCAGUCUCACACGGUUCUGUUCUUGUCUGGGGAUACUAGCAUCUCUGAAUUUAUCAAUAAUUUACCACAAGGUGCUCCGAGCGCUAAUUUGAGUAUACUGUCAUUCCCGAUGGGAAGCGGUAACGCAUGGGCGAGCUCGCUUGGGAUAAUGUGUCCAGUCAAAACGUUUGGUCAGUUUAUCAGAGGCGAAAUGUCCCAUAGUCCUUUUCCAUUGUACAAAGCUGUCUUUCCCAACGGAUAUUCGAUCGUUUUCUUCAUUAUCUUAUCAAUGGGGUUCCAUGCCAAUUUGGUUCAUGCCUGUGAAAGACCAGAGUAUCAAAGGAUGGGGAUUGAAAAGUUUCAAUUAGCUGGUAGCGUAAUAUUAAAGGAAUAUGAACUUGAUCUAAAAAUUACCGUUAACAGUUUGGCAGCUUCCUACUCCUACUUUGCCUUGAUAAACACACCGAACUUGGAACCGGCCUACCGGCCUUCUCCAGAAUCUGACCCACUUAAAGAAGAAUUGUAUCUACUCGGUUACUCCAGUGGGCUAAGUAAAGAUCAAUUUCUGACUAAAGUCAUGAAGGGUUACGAGUUGGGACCAAGUGACAAAUUGCCGUUAGAUAGUGACACGAUUUAUGUUCCUUUUACCAAAGGAUUCGACGUGACAUUGGAUUUCCCUCUGCUUGAGUCGCCUCGUUAUAAAUCCGAAAUUUGCUGUGAUGGCGUAUUGCUAAAUUUACAAGACCUGCAGGCAGAUCUUGAGGUCUCAAACAAGUUUUCAAUCGAGUUUUUGAAUCAUUAUUCGAAAUUCAAUAUCAAAGCAAUGUCAUCAAAUUGA